UUUCUAGACAAGUACUGCAUCUUCCAGAACGAUAGUCGAGAGAUGUAUAGGCAUGUCUUUGAUACGCUGGACCAGGGACGGUGUGGCUGGUUGUCCCGGGGGGAGGCAGCUACAGCCCUCAGGAUCAUCAACACAAAGCUCAACUCCAAGGAGGAGGAGUUUCUUUACAGGGUCCUGGAGCUGACAGGGUACAACACCUGUGACGGUGUCGACUUCAAGGUCUUCUCAGUGCUGGCCGCCCUGUCUCAGCGGAUCACAUCGCUAGAUUCGUGGAUGAAGCUGAUGAUCCAAGAGUUAGACUUCAAACACUUAGAGAUAAAAACAUUUCUCUGUAAGAAACUGUGGGAGAUUUGCGUUGACCCCACGACCAAGACAAUCCCGCUGGAGCAGCUGAUCGUAGAGCUGCGGUCCGGCGGGGUCAGCGAGAGCCACGAGGCGAGUGUGAAAGAGAGGCUGGGUCACCUGCCGGCCCUGGACCUGCUCGACUUCCUGACCUACUCGCCGCUGUUCAUCAUGAUACACCAGGCCAUCGUUGACAACCCGCUAUCCGUUGCCAGGGAUACGUAGACGAAAUAAAACCCAUACCGCCACUUCAGUGGUUCUAAAACGUUUCG
This is a messenger RNA of Physella acuta, 614 nucleotides long. RefSeq lists its product as uncharacterized. Lineage: Eukaryota; Metazoa; Mollusca; Gastropoda; Physidae. The record is from RefSeq and is a predicted model, not a curated record.